This is a messenger RNA of Carcharodon carcharias (great white shark), 1806 nucleotides long. RefSeq names its product aminoacyl tRNA synthetase complex interacting multifunctional protein 1a (gene aimp1a). Gene Ontology annotation, molecular function: tRNA binding. The transcript is spliced from 7 exons. NCBI's taxonomy places the organism in Eukaryota, Metazoa, Chordata, Chondrichthyes, Lamniformes, Lamnidae. The coding region runs from base 291 to 1214 and encodes 307 amino acids. The record is from RefSeq and is a predicted model, not a curated record.
AGGAAUUAAGUUUCAGAUAACAUGGAACUAUUUAUAGACAAGCAUAUGUUGCAGUCCUGUUGGAGUUGUCUUGCUUGUGAAAGUAACAGAUCCCUUAAAUAUUGUUUGGAAAAAUGAUUUUGUAUUUGACUCUGAAUGGUAGAAUAGGUGUUUUUGCUGGGAACUGAUGAAAAAAACUUUUUGUUGUGACACAACAUACUGUAAUGUUAAAGAGCAACAUAUAAGUCUCCAAUCAACAAAACUCCUGGAACUUUCACCAUAUUAGGUUUCUAGUUCGGCAACUGAUAAGGAUGUCUAACGAUCGUGCUCUAUUAAACCGGCUGGAGCAGAGAGCUAUAGAGGCUGACCAAGUUAUUGAAUAUCUCAAGCAGCAGGUGGCCUUACUUAAGGAGAAAGCAAUCCUGCAGGCUUCCCAAAGAGAAGAAAAGAGGCUUCGGGUUGAAAAUGCAAAGUUAAAGAAGGAAAUCGAGGAUUUAAAACAAAAUCUCAUUGAAGCAGAAAUCCGUAAUGGAGUUAAACGAGUUCCACUUCCGACAGCAGCUUCAGUUCAGUCAAGUUCUGCAACAUCUAUGCCUCCACCAGCUGCAUUGGCUACUCCAACUGCUAGCGAAAAAAUACCACAAGUGAGUGAAAACAAGAAAAAGAAAGAUAAACCAGACAAGAAGCCAGACAAGAAAGGAGAGAAGAAACAGACAGCAGGAGGUGGCGAUGAUUCCAAACCAAUUGACGUUUCUCGUUUAGACCUGCGUAUUGGGCGUAUCAUCACUGUUAACAAGCACCCUGAUGCUGACUCUCUCUAUGUGGAAGAGAUUGAUGUUGGAGAAAAAAUUCCAAGAACUGUUGUCAGUGGGCUGGUGAAACACGUGCCCAUAGAAGAGAUGCAAAAUCGAUUGGCAGUAAUACUGUGUAACCUUAAACCAAUUAAAAUGCGGGGAGUGGUCUCGCAGGCUAUGGUGAUGUGUGCAAGCUCACCAGAGAAAGUUGAAAUCUUGGACCCACCAAAUGAUGCUGUGCCUGGAGACAGAGUAACCUUUGAGAACUACCCUGGUGAACCUGACAAGGAGCUAAAUCCAAAGAAAAAAAUAUGGGAUCAAAUUCAGCCUGACUUGAGCACAAAUGCAGAGUAUGUUGCCACAUACAAAGGCACGCCAUUUGAGGUGAAAGGAAAGGGAAUUUGCAAGGCUCAGACAAUGGCCAAUAAUGGAAUCAAAUAACUUUUAUGUCUCGACAGUGGCACUGAGUGGAAUAUUGCAAAAAGCACAAUAAAUACUCAAAAACAUUAAGUUGCUAUGAAUUGUUCACUUUUGUUUGUGUUUGUUUCCAUGAGCCUAUCCUGAUGGAAACAAUGUAUUUGUAUGAUGUGAUUUAAUUUGCAUACCACAAAUACUAUGACGUAUAACUGAAGUAUUGUAUAGCGUAGUCAUUCUGAAAUCUAUUUGGCGAUAAAUGCACGGUGUAAUAGCUUCAAUAUACUUUAUUAGCUGUCUUUAAAAAUCUGUAUGUGCCCCAGUUGUACAAAAAAUUAUUGUGCUACCUCAGCUGCAGAAAAUUACAUUGAGGAUCUGUUAACCAUCAUUCUUUCAGAUAAUGUGUGAAGAGAGUGAAUGAUUCAUGAAUGCUUGCUUCCAUGCCCAAGAUUUAUUCAAAAUGUUAUUUCCUUUUCCCGAUGUGUAAAGAGAAUGCAAUUGCAUUAUUCCGGCCAAUACUUUGGAAAAUGGUCUCCCACAUCCUAUUGUAGAAUUUAAUCAAUAUUAUUAAUGUCAUGUGGCCAUCUGCAAACUAAAUAUAAACUAUGUUUGGAAAAUA